CAAGGAUCGUUCCAAAGAUUGCCGCCGAGUGGAUUGACAUGCCUUGAAAACCUCUUUGGAUAAUCGAGUGAAAAUGAAUGUGAUCGAUCAUGUGCGGGAUAUGGCAGCGGCCGGGCUGCACUCGAAUGUGCGGAUCAUCAGCAGUUUACUCCUUACCAUGAGCACCAACAACCCGGAGCUCUUCUCACCAUCUCAGAAAUACCAGCUGCUGGUGUAUCAUGCUGAUGCCAUUUUCCAUGAUAAAGAGUACAGGAAUGCAGCCUGCAAAUACAACAUGGCUUUACAGCAGAAGAAAGUGCUCAGCAAAACUUCCAAAGUGCGUCCCUCCAACACGGGUGGCACAACAUCUGCACUGCAAGCACAGAAUUUGCCAUCAGAGAUUGAAGUGAAAUAUAAAAUCGCAGAGUGUUACACUAUUCUGAAGUUGGAUAAAGAUGCAAUAUCAGUGCUGGAUGGGAUCCCUUCUCGUCAGAGGACACCAAAGAUCAACAUGAUGCUGGCCAAUCUUUACAGAAAGGCCGGCCAGGAGCGUUCAGCUGUUACAAGCUACAAGGAGGUCUUAAGACAGUGUCCAAUGGCUCUUGAUGCCAUAAUUGGGCUUCUGUCUCUGUCUGUGAAGGGGGCGGAGGUCGCUUCCAUGACAAUGGACGUGAUUCAGAGCAUCCCGAAUCUUGAUUGGCUGUCUGUUUGGAUCAAAGCUCAUGCAUUCAUACAUGGAGGGGACAAUCAGAGAGCUAUCAACACUAUCUGCUCUUUGGAGAAGAAGUCCCUCUUGAGGGAUAACGUUGAUUUGUUAGUCACCCUGGCCGACGUGUACUUCAGGGCUGGAGACACCAAGAACUCCAUCUUAAAGUUCGAGCAGGCACAGAUGCUCGACCCUUAUCUGAUCAAAGGUAUGGAUGUGUAUGGUUAUCUUAUGGCCAGAGAGGGUCACCUAGAAGAUGUUGAGGUUCUUGGAGGACGACUGUUCAACAUAUCUGACCAGCAUGCCGAGCCCUGGGUCAUCUCUGGAUGUCACAGUUUCUACAGUAAACGCUACUCUCGAGCCCUCUAUCUGGGUGCUAAAGCCAUUCAGCUGAACAGUAACAGUGUGCAGGCUCUCCUCCUGAAGGGGGCAGCGCUUCGCAACAUGGGCCGAGUGCAGGAAGCUAUCAUACACUUCAGAGAAGCCAUGAGACUGGCACCCUGUCGUCUGGACUGCUAUGAAGGAUUGAUUGACUGCUACCUUGCUUCUAAUGGUAUCCGUGAGGCGAUGGGAAUGGCCAAUAACAUCUACAAGACUCUCGGUGCUAAUGCCCAAACUCUCACCAUCCUGGCCACAGUGUGUCUGGAAGACCCCAUGACUCAAGAGAAAGCGAAGACACUGCUGGAUAAAGCUCUCGCACAACGACCAGACUACAUCAAAGCUGUUGUGAAGAAAGCAGAGCUCCUAAGUCGAGAACAGAAACAUGAGGAAGGGAUCGCACUUCUACGAAACACUUUAGCCAAUCAGAGCGACUGUGUUCUUCACAGAAUGCUGGGAGAUUUUCUCGUAGCUGUUAAUGAUUAUCAGGAGGCCAUGGACCAGUACAGUAUAGCACUCAGCCUCGAUCCGAACGACCAGAAGUCCCUUGAGGGCAUGCAGAAGAUGGAGAAGGAGGAAAGCCCCACAGACGCAACAGUGGAGCUUGACGGUGAUGAUAUGGAGGGCAGCGGGGAGGACGGAGACCUGGAGGGCAGUGACAGUGAGGCGGCGCAGUGGGCCGAUCAAGAACAGUGGUUUGGCAUGCAGUGACCCCAAAAACUUGCUAACUGACUCCAAAGAGCACUUCUGACUUCUGUGUGUGUCACAGGUCACAUCCACACUCAUGGAUUUCGAUGAACGGACAGCCGCUGUAAUGCUCACUGCUGCCCUCUGGUGGUGAGUUAUGUACAUUGUUAGUUUGGGAUUAUUGGAUUUGUGGAUGACAUUUGGAUUUGAUGUUGUUUUGACUUAAUUUGUUUGGUACCUUGCCCCCAAUCUUUCCAGUUGUGUAAUAUCAAGUGAUUAUUUAGUAUGUAGCUUAUUAUCAGUAUGUAACCGGACUCUACAAGUAUACAGUACUAAAAAGAAGCAUUUCAGUGUCUAACUUGGAAACAAAUAGCUAGGCCAACACCAAACUUGUCGACAAGGACAGGAUGAUCAUAUUUCAAUAUAUGUGCCUGCAUGUCUUGGACAUAAUCACUCUCUAUCACCCACUUAAAAAAAAAAAAAAAAGAUUAAUAAUGUUAUGUUUUGGGUUUUUGUUGUCAGUAUUUGGCAUCAGUGAGAGGUUGUCAGUAUUGUUUGGCUUUAAACAUCAUUGACUACACUUCUGCUGUUUAUGGGCAAAAUUCAUGACUAGGUCAGCUACCUGCCCAUUUUAUGCACAUAACGUGUCAAAUCUGUAAUUAUUAUGCAUGCUUUUUGCUUCCAACAGAGAAAGUGAAGAUGAUGUUGUUAAAGAGGGUUUUCUGCAUAGCAGUGAAAAUGCUUAAAACACAAUCCCACAAAAUAAUUUCCUGAGUGGUUCUUUGUAAAAAAAAAAAAGUAUUCUGAAUCUCUUGAUAACAUGCCCAGGUCACAUUUCACCCCAAAAACAUAAGGAAAAGAAAACUAUUUUGCAUUAAGGAAAUGAAGCCUGAAGAGCUUCAUUUCCAGUAAGAUUUUUUGAACUGUAAAUUUGUUUUGGAACAAUUAGGCACAUUUGCUCUCAAAUUCUUUUAUUUUUUUUGUUAAUACCACUUUUUCUUAAAAGUGAUUCCGAUUACUGUAAUGCAAUGCAAACAUUUGUAAUGGUCCUAAAAAAAAUAUGCCACAUUUUCUAUAUGCAAAAUAUAGUUUGUUGAUUUUGGGGUAAAAUAUGACCUUGACAUUCACCCAAGCAAGCAAGAAAUGUAAUCGUACAAAUUAAAUUUCUGUAACCAUAAGUGCUUAUUUUGCAGUUU
Xyrauchen texanus (razorback sucker) is the source of this 2946-nucleotide messenger RNA. It is a transcript of the gene anapc7, whose product is annotated as anaphase promoting complex subunit 7. Gene Ontology annotation, molecular function: protein binding. The record is from RefSeq and is a predicted model, not a curated record. The transcript is spliced from 12 exons. Bases 74 to 1774 code for a protein of 566 amino acids. Gene Ontology annotation, biological process: cell division. Lineage: Eukaryota; Metazoa; Chordata; Actinopteri; Cypriniformes; Catostomidae.